This is a messenger RNA of Mugil cephalus (flathead mullet), 1811 nucleotides long. It is a transcript of the gene ankrd54, whose product is annotated as ankyrin repeat domain 54. The transcript is spliced from 8 exons. NCBI's taxonomy places the organism in Eukaryota, Metazoa, Chordata, Actinopteri, Mugiliformes, Mugilidae. The coding region runs from base 324 to 1280 and encodes 318 amino acids. Gene Ontology annotation, molecular function: protein binding. The record is from RefSeq and is a predicted model, not a curated record.
GCUGUCGACUGCACAAUGGGUGUGCCUCUUACUACUAGUAUCCGAUGAAGUGGAAAAUGUGACAUAGGGGACAUUUUGAAGGAAGGUAUUCACUGUUUUCAUAGUUAUUAUCAUCCGGGACAGGUGUAGCUUAGUGAGGGGAGUUGCUGCGUUGCUGCGCCGUGCAAUGGCCCCAGGUGCAGCUGAGGGUAAACAAGCCGUGUUCAAAGUUGACUCCACAUCUUACUGACGGAGCCUGCGCUUCCCUCAGGCUCUGAGCAAGGAGUUGCAAUAACCGUAUGCAACGAGCGCAAACCAUCGCUUCCCCCAUGUCACGGUGAAGUAUGGACAAGUGGAGCUCUGAGGUCGCCUCGGAUCAUGACCGAUCCAGCUCCGAAGGGGAGUACGUGCUGGACCACGGGGCCGAAGCUGAGACCGGUGAAUGCGUGGAGCAGCGGGGGGACAUGGACAGCGGGAUGGAGGACGUGGGCACCGCCGCCGUCGGGUUCGGCAUAAGCGGAAUAGGAGAGGGCAAAGUGGUGCUGGGUCGAGUCGGACAGAGAGACGACAAAGAGCUCAGGUACCUGCACUUGCUGUGGGAGCCGGGACGCGGAGAGUUGGCCGCGGGUGGUGCGGCGUGCAAGCUGGGGAAGAUGACGGGGAGCAGGGCCAGGAGACACCACAGAGCCGUGCGGAACCUUGGUCCUAUCGGUAAAGAUAUUUACGCUGUGAAGAGGCUGAGGGAAGCGGCGAACAGCAAUGACAUCGAAACAGUGCGAAAGCUCUUGCAAGACGACAUAGACCCCUGUGCGGCAGAUGACAAGGGAAGGACGGCUCUUCAUUUCUCUUCCUGCAAUGGCAAUGAGAGCAUCGUGCAACUGCUACUGAGCCAUGGCGCUGACCCCAAUCAGCGAGACAGCCUGGGGAAUACCCCCCUCCAUCUGGCGGCCUGUACCAACCAUGUGCCUGUAAUCACCACAUUGCUGAGAGGAGGAGCCCGCGUGGACGCCCUCGACCGAGCAGGGAGGACCCCGCUGCAUCUAGCGCGUUCAAAGUUAAACAUCCUACAGGAGGGAGAUUCCCGCAGUUUAGAAACCCUGAGAGGAGAAGUCACUCAGAUAAUUCAGAUGCUGAGAGAAUACCUGAACCUAAUGGGCCAGAGUGAAGCUAAAGAGAGACUGGAGCACAUUUCUACACAGCUGCAGCACACGCGCACCAAAGAGCAGGUGGACGAGGUGACUGAUUUAUUGGCCAGCUUUACGUCGCUCAGCCUUCAGAAACAGAAUUUGGGCGAUAGGUAGAGGAUAAAGUGUAUGGACUGAUCCUUUUUCCUUUCUGUCUUUCUUUUUUUUUUUUUUAAGCAAGCCUCUGCUUUGCGUCACUGGUCUCGGUCAAGACAAACAAAGGCCGAACAGUGAUGGCGGGGUUCGUCUGCCCCAAACACAGUGUUCAGCCAAAGUACUGCAUUGUAACCAAGAUAAGACUGUGUUUUUUUUGGCUAACAUUUAACGGCUGCAGUACUACAGUAGAGAAUAAAAGGGAGUGUCACGAGUUGGAUUAUAUGAAGCUUAAAAAAACAGUGAGAACAGGAAGCUAGACGCUAAUUCAGAGGUGCAGCGGGACCAUAAAUCUUUAACAUGACUUUGAGAAAGAUUAGACAAGCUCUAAGAUAAUUGUGUUGAUUUAACAGUUUUGUGUUUUUUGUGGUCUUACCAACAGCUAUGUUGUAUCGUUGCCUUUUUUGUUGUAACGCAUGUUAUUACGUGAAUUGUACUGUAAAAAAAAACAAAAUAAUUGAUAUAUGUGAAUGAAUAAAUCGAUAUCUUUGUGUA